AGCCCUCUUGGCGCCGAGGGCGGCCGAGGCCCAGAAGCGGCCUCUCGCGGCAAGUGGAGCUGGCCGCGCCGCGGGGCCCCAUGGGGCAGGGGUUUGCCGCCUGUGCGGACGCCGGCGGAUGCCCUGGCGGCGACGAGGCUUCCCUGGCGGCGCGGGCGGCCCUCGCGCCCGGGGCGGCGGCCGAGGCGCCGCGGGACCCAGAGGAGCCCCUCGAGGCUGGGGAGGCGGGCGCUCGCGCAGGAGCAGCGCAGCAGGCGGGGCGUGCCGACCAGGCCGCGGAGAGCGCGACGUCCCAGCUCUCCGGGGAGACGUCGCGCCAGUCGCGGCUGAGUUGGGACACGCCGCGGUCGCAGGUGGUCCGGCAGACCUCGGCCAAGACCCCGAGCUCGCCCGCCUCGUCGGAGGCGGCCCCUACGCAGAACUCCAGCGCGUCGUUCGCGAACUGGAUGGACUUGCUGAAGGCGCAGAGGAGGAGGCGCCUUCAGACCGAGCCGGAGGUGCAGAAGUUCCUCCAGGCGCACGGCUACUCUGACGUCGACCAGCUGCGGCAGGCCUCUCGCUGGGGCGCAGCGCCUGCGUGCCGCCCGCUCCACCUGGCCGUCGCCCACGGUGACGCGGCGAUGGUCGGGCUUCUGCUGCUGCACGGCGCCGACCCCACGCUGCCCGACGGCCUCGCCCGCCUGCCCGGCGGCAUGUGCGGGGCGAGCAGGCGCGCCCAGUGCGGCUGGGAGGAGUGGGAGGCCGCGAGGCGCGCGGCCCAGGCCGCCGCGGCCCAUGUGCUCAGGCACCGCGCGGGGGCCCGGCGCCCGCGGCCGCAGGCGGUGCCCGGGGCGAGGCAGCCGCUGGCCCGCGGCCCAGGAUGGGUGGCCCCUUCCGACUGGGACCACCUCUUUGCGCGGCAGCGGCGGGACCCGCUGUUGCGGGCGGCCGUGGCUGGCGCGUGAGCCGCCGCGGGGGAAGCGGCGGAUCCCCCCCCAUCGUUGCCCCUGAAGAAUGGCAUAGGCGUGCACAUUCGGUGCCCGCGCGGACUUCUCGGAUCGGUGCUUGUCCCCCCUGGCAGCGCCUCUGGCGCGGCCCCCCGGUUGGGGUUGGGUGGGCAGCGCCGAUGCAAGAAGCCGUCGCGGGCCUCCCAGAGUUUGUGUUUGUACCCCUUUCUGUUCCUCUAGAGAGGGGAAGGGCGAGGCGGAAAACCAACCCUGUUUUCAGGUG
This is a messenger RNA of Prorocentrum cordatum, 1209 nucleotides long. NCBI's taxonomy places the organism in Eukaryota, Dinophyceae, Prorocentrales, Prorocentraceae. The record is from the annotation of a GenBank genome assembly.